AGGGGAAUAUCAAAGGAAAGGUUAGAACUGGGGAAUGAACUUAGAGUACUAAGUUCUGAAAUAAGUUAUGCACUGGAGAAUAACUCACUGGAGAGGGCCCAAAAGCAGGAGAGGAAGAAGCAACAGGUGCAAGAGGUGGCAGAGGAACUAGCAGAGAAGAGGUUCCAAUAGUGAUCUCAGUGAGGGAAGAUACAAAAGAUACAUAAGAUGAUACCCUCCAGGGUUUAUAAUCUCAUGGUGGACACAGAAAGACUUGAGCAUGUGAAAUAAAACUCAAGAUAGGGGCACAACUAACUGUUAAAAUGCAAGGUGUAGAAUAAGUGUUCUUGGAGUUCAGAGAAUGGAGUUAUGGGCAGGAAUCUCCAGGACUGUAUUCCUGAAGGGUGAGACCCUUGAGAUGGGCCUUGUGCAAAUGAACUUGGCUUUUCCAAGAGAUGAGAUGGCCUUGGCCAGACCAGGGACUGUUUCCUGAACAGUAGUAGAUAAAGAUGGAGAGGAGCAGUGGUUGAGAUUGUGAAAGUCCUAGAAAGCCAGACUGGGGAAUUGCACUUUACCCCAUGUGUGCUGGGGAGACAUGAAAGGGUUUUGAGCCAGGGAGUGACAUAAUGAAAGGGUAUUUGGAAAGAUUUUAAAAAGUAAUAUUGGGAGACAAAUCAGUUAGUUAGGCUGUUACAGUUUUGGAGUGCCCAGAGUUUGGACUGGGAUAACUGGAAAUGGAAAAGGGGUUGGGUUUUAGAAACAUUACUGUUGAAAUAAUCUGUUGACAGACAGGGCGAAGGGAAGAGAUGAAUGGAAAUUAAUUCCUUGUGGAAAUUGAUUGCAUGCCAGGGCCUUGGAGCUGCUGUAGUUGGUAACUCGAGAAAUUGGAAAUGUGUGUUUUGGAGAGAAGUAAUUGACACUCAGGCUGCAGAGAAAUUUUGUGUUUGCCAUAGGUGUCCUGCAAGCCACUGCGACUCUGAGAUUGUGGGGGAAACCAGGGUGUGUAGUGUGGGAAAGGCUUCCAAAACUGGGAGAAGGAAGGCACUCGGGGCUAAAGGGUGUGUCAUAGGGAAGCAGUAGAGGAUGCUAGUGAGUGGGACUGAGGAUCCGAAUUAGAAGGCUCUGUCCUGUAUUGCCAUUCAAAUGUAUCACAUGAACUUGAACCUGAAGUUGGCAAAACUGUUCUGGGAAAUUAAGGCUCCAAGGAGAAUGGGCCACUUAUUCUCUUAACCAUGAGGGUGGUUGGAGGGAAGUAGAAUGGAAUUUGCUAAAUACAUAAAUUGUUAGGUUUUGAAACAAGCUGAAUUUUGCUCUCCACUGAGUCCUUUAGGCUAGUCCUGGUGUCCCAUUCAUGGGUGGGGGUGGGGAGCAGCUAGGUGAUCUAAAGGAUCAAGGAGGAAAUUUGGGGCCUAGGGAUAUUGCCUCUCCCAGGGCGAGGUCUGUCCCAACCUGCACCACUGCCAGUUCCCAGGGAUCCAGUGACCUGCCUGCAGAGGUUUUUCCUGAGCUCUGAAUUCUGCUUUCUUGUUGCAAGGGUGACUUAGGGUGAUAUGCUGAACAAAUUCCCCAAGCCUCAACUUGCAACAUCUGAGGGCUGGUGAAUUUGAAGGAUGAUUGCAAAAAGUUAAAAAGUUGCAGAAGCAGUGGAGAAUUUAAUUGCAGUUUCUUAGCUCUCUGCAAGCCUUCCCCCACCCCUUUCCCUGAGAUGCAGGAUCUAUGAAAAAGCAGGGGAAGCUGAACUGCAUGGGGGAAAGGUGUCUAGCAGACAUUUUUUCUUUAUAGGGAAUAUACGAUGGUCAAAAACAUAUUGCAUGGAAUAGUGGUUGAGCUAAUGUACUCUCUAUAGAGCAGUGUUUUCUGCACUGCUUUGACCGUGACCUACAUUAAGAAAUAAAAUUUACAUCACAGCCUGGUAUACUCAGUCACGUAUGUAAACAUCUAAUUCAAGUUCAUGAAGUACAACCUUCCUUGGGUUGGUGCAAUCUCCCCUGAUACUUUUAUUUUCUAUUCUGUUUUUUAUUUAAAAAUAUUUAUUGUUUCCCACUAAAUUGAUUUAACCUCUGUGUAAUGGAUUAUAACCCACAGUUUGAAAAACACAGUUAUAUAGAGAACUUUUACUUCUAAUAAGCAUUAAGCUGCUCAUAUGCAGAGCUACUAGUGCUGUAGGUGGAAGGGAGCGUGAGGAAGAGUUUGAAUUUUUAGGCUAGUUGGAGUGUUCAGAUGUAUAGCUAUGAUCAAGGAGAAAGGCAAGAUGACCAAAUGCCAAAAUGAAACAUAAAUACCUGUGCAGUUCAGAGGAAGGGGUGGACCACCUGUGCUGGAGUGGCAUGGAAAAAGUGUUUGGAAUAAAGAAGGAAGUCUGGGGUAAACCUGUUGGGGUGUCUCAUGGUUCUGCGCAGGUGGGAGGUGUAGCCUGGGCAAGGCUUGGUGUUGGGAAUGUACAUGGUAUGUGUAAGAGUGAAGAACAGAGGGUUCCUGUAAGAGAGUAGGGAGAAAUCAGGUUGGCAAGGUGGGCUAGGAUCAAAAUGUAGUGGAGGGGUUGUAAACGGGUGGCCCAGAGAUAGUGUUCAGCCUUUAGGUUAUAAUUUGAACCGCCAAAAGGUUUUCAAGAAUUGGGAAAACCUCUGGAUUUAGGACGGUCUUAAAGAAUCAGAACAGGCAGGCCUCUCCAGCUGAGUGAGUGGUGGUUGCCCCCUGUGCAUAGGAGACAGGCCUUUUGGGCCGUCGUUCCCCUCCUCCCCCCAUUAUAGUCCCAGGGCUCUUGUUGCCUCAGUCCAAUUGCUUUACAUUCCAUCCUUAGUCUUGCAGGUCUUUGGGUUUGCAGCCUGAGCUUUCAAGAGACUUGAAUGCCAAGCUAGGGAAUUUGGGAUCGCUGGCCUGGGCCCUGGGUGGCCAUCAGGGGAUCCAGGUAGGAAGAGGCUGACAUUUUGAAAUUUGAGAUAUUGGUGUGCAAAUGAUUUGUUUUAGGCAAGUCAGCAGCGCUUUCUGAGUUGCUGCUGGCUGGGACUUUGCAAUAUUGUUCUGAAGAUUGGAAUGGUAGUAAUUAGGGAGGGCUUUGAGCUGUGUUUUCUAUAGUGAGACAGAUUUCUAGUGACGCCAAGAUCUCUUGAACCUUCCCAUUUUCCACUUCUGGCCGCCAUGGUUAGAUCGUGGCUCCAGGCAUGUAUCCUUUGAGAACCAUGUCGGGGUAAUAACUUGGGGAGAUGUGAGUCACAGCUGCCAAAUGCCGUAUGACAUUAGAUUCUCAGGAGCUUUGGUUCUGUGAGUCAAUAACCAAGGAACAGCAAAGAGAGGAGCUCUGUCAUUUCUCUUCUUACAUCCUUACUCCUAGGAUGGCCCCCGGGGGUAGGCCUCCAGUCCAGAGAUUCACAAUGAAUAUGGAAGAAGUGGUUCAAGCUCAGGUGUUAAUGCAAAUAACUCCUGGAAAACUAGGCUGCUUUGGGGGCCACCUGAAGUGAACAAGUUCAGGUCUCUGUGGUCCUGAGACAGUUUGGUUUACCCUAGGCAUCCAUAACCACCUGUUAGGCUUCCCCAGGUGAGCUAUAGCUGAGAGGGACUGAGCAAAUCACCGUUUUUCACAGGUUGCACAAUCUGAUUAUUUUAAACUAUUGCUUUUGUAACAUUAAAAAUAAAAGUUAAAACUGAAGUGCUUUUUGCUUAAAAAUGUGUGGCCUGAGGAUGCAGGGAUAACCAGAAGGCUGCCGAAUUGGAUGAAAUGAAACCCAUUUCCUGUUUCAUAGGAUGGUUUGGUUGGUUACUAGAUUGGAGAAAUGAUGUAGCAGCUAUGUAUGGUACACUUUGGCUUUAUGGGAAAAUAUUUCACAUAAGAUAUGAUGGUCUGUGUUAAGUUAAGUGGUAGAAUAUGGGCUGGAUGGUGUUAUUAAUUUAAUUUCAUGGUGUUAUUAAUAGGCAAAAACUGUUAAUUAGUAGCACUGAAUCAGCCUGGAAGGGGGUCUGAAAAUGAGUGCCGUAGGGUUCUAUUCUUGGCUUUGAGCUGUUCAAUGUUUUUUUUCCAGUGUUGUGGAUGAAGAUACAGAAGUUUUGCUGUUUCCACAGUGUUAUACAGCUGGAAUCAUACAGAAAGGCAGCAGCAUGGCCAGCGUGUUGUCCCGGCGCCUUGGGAAGCGGUCUCUCCUGGGAGCCCGUGUAUUGGGGCCCCCUGGGACUGCCCCACCUUCGGAGCCUCAGGCGGAGCUGCUGGAGGGGGUGCCUCCCCAGCCCUUCCUUGCAUCUAAGGACACUUCCUGCCAGGAGCAGCCCAAGGAAGUCCUCAAGGCUCCUGGCACCUUAAGUCUCCAGCAGGUGGCCUUCCAGCCUGGGCAGAAGGUUUAUGUGUGGUACGGGGGUCAGGAGUGCCCAGGACUGGUGGAGCAGCAUAGUUGGGCAGAGGAUAAGGUGACUGUCUGGCUGUUGGACCAGAAGUUACAAAUCUGCUGCAAAGCGGAGGAGAUGUGGCUGGCCGAGCUGCAGGGCCCCGCUCCCCAGGUGCCACCUCUGGAGCAGGGAGCCCAGGCCUCAGCCUAUAGGCCUGUCUCCAGGAACAUUGACGUCCCAAAGAGGAAGUCGGAUGCAGUUGAAAUGGAUGAGAUGAUGGCUGCCAUGGUGCUGACGUCCCUGUCCUGCAGCCCGGUCGUGCAGAGUCCUCCCGGGGCCGAGGCCAACUUCUCUGCUUCCCGCCAGGCCUGUGACCCAUGGAAGGAGAGUGGCGAUGUGUCUGACAGCGGCAGCAGCACCACUAGUGGGCACUGGAGCACAAGCAGUGGCGUUUCCACCCCCUCGCCGCCCCACCCCCAGGCCAGCCCCAAGUACCUGGGGGAUGCCUUUGGCUCUCCCCAAACUGAUAAUGGGUUUGAGACCGAUCCGGAUGCUUUCCUGUUGGAUGAACCAGCUCCACGGAAAAGGAAGAACUCCGUGAAGGUGAUGUACAAGUGCCUGUGGCCGAACUGUGGCAAAGUUCUGCGCUCCAUUGUGGGCAUCAAGCGACACGUGAAAGCCCUCCACCUGGGGGACACUGUGGACUCGGACCAGUUCAAGCGGGAGGAGGAUUUCUACUACACAGAAGUGCAGAUGAAGGAGGAAGCUGCUGCUGCUGCUGCUGGCGCCCCCACAGCGGACCCAGCCUCCACCCCCAGUGUGACCAGCCCGCCCCUUGCCAUUCUCUCACCACCUCCUCCCAAAGCCCAGCCCUCAGGCCCGGAACACCCUGGGCUGGAAUCUUACCUGCCCUCUGGUGCUCUCAGCAAGUCAGCUCCUGGCUCCUUCUGGCACAUCCAGGCCGACCAUGCAUACCAGGCCCUGCCGUCCUUUCAGAUCCCCGUCUCGCCACAUAUCUACACCAGUAUUAGCUGGGCUGCUGCCCCCUCCACGGCCUCUUCCCUGUCUCCGGUCCGGAGCCGGUCGCUAAGCUUCAGCGAACCCCAGCAGCCGCCACCUGCAAUGAAAUCUCACCUGAUUGUCACUUCUCCACCCCGGGCCCAGAGCAGCACCAGGAAGGCCCGCGGGGAGGCUAAGAAGUGCCGCAAAGUAUACGGCAUUGAGCACCGGGACCAGUGGUGCACAGCCUGCCGCUGGAAGAAGGCCUGCCAGCGCUUCCUGGACUGAACCUGUCGAACCUGAACCCAUCUAACCGGCUCCUCCUCUUUGCGCCUGGCCUGAUGGCAGCCAGAUGACAAAAGGCAGACGUGUGAACCCUCAGCAGAAACCUAGAGAUAUGAGUGGACACUGGGAGUUUGGGCUCUAUUGACUUAGGUUUAAUGCUUAAAACCUUUUUCCCUCCCUUGUGGGAACAUUUUACUUUAUUUUUUAAAAAAGAAACGAACCUAUUUUUUUCCCCUCAAAUAGGAGAGAGCCAAAACUGACCAAGGGUAUUCUGCAUCAAACCGGAGACCAAAGAAUUAAUUAUCUUCCCUUUUCCACAACCCCUCUCUCCAGGGGAUUAGUUUGCAUGCAUCAAAAGAAGGAACAGCUCAUUCUGUUUCCUGCUGAGUUGGUGAAUUCUUUGCUUUCUCAACUCUUCCAGAAGGGACUAUGAGCAAGAUGAAUUCACUUUUCUUAAAAAAAAAAAAAAAGUUUCUGGCUGAUGACUCAGAGAGCAGGACCUGCUGUGGGUGGGAUAGGAUGAGUUGGGGUGUCUGGGUGAUUUUCAAGGUGGAGCCAGUCGCCUUCUUUACCUGAAUCAUGGACAAGGGAGAGCUUGUCCUUACCAAGCAGCUUCCAAGGAAGUAAAAGGAAAACCCUUUCAUGGGGACAGCUAUUUGAAUCUGGGUCCCCACAGACGUUGGGUGGUAUCCCAACAAAUAUUGUGUGGUUUCUUCUCAAAGCCCAUACGAAUAGGUUUUUAUAAAGACUGUCCCCAAAUAGCUGAGCCAAAAGGCUAAUAUGAAUUCACUUUUUCAAAUGUGGCUGUUAAACACUACCUUGAUGUUCUUUCCUCUUGAGGAAAAGCGAGAGGGUUUUGGUAUCUGUGAAAGCUCUCUGCUGUUAUCUGAAUGAAUAGACUCUCUCUUGAGUUCUCUCCCUCCAGUGAUGGAAAUGACACCUCUAAAACACUUGUUGUUUUUUUUUAUGUUAUAUUCAGAAGCCAUUAUCUGAUUAAAGUUCCCUUUUAUUUGG
Messenger RNA from Hipposideros armiger (great roundleaf bat), 6591 nucleotides. RefSeq names its product zinc finger protein 395 (gene ZNF395). Gene Ontology annotation, molecular function: DNA-binding transcription factor activity; RNA polymerase II cis-regulatory region sequence-specific DNA binding. Gene Ontology annotation, biological process: regulation of transcription by RNA polymerase II. Bases 4072 to 5580 code for a protein of 502 amino acids. The transcript has 11 exons. The record is from RefSeq and is a predicted model, not a curated record. Lineage: Eukaryota; Metazoa; Chordata; Mammalia; Chiroptera; Hipposideridae. Gene Ontology annotation, cellular component: nucleus.